ACGAUGGAAGGGGUGAAGUGGGUUUUUUCAACUCCACAGCAUACCAGAAGAAUGUCAUUCGUUUCGUAAUUGUUUGUGUGAAAAAACAGUAGAGGUAAAAAGUAACAUGGGAGACAUUGCAGAGUGCAGCUGGUCUUCAUCGGUAUCAUGUUGUAUAGGUUCUAUUGCGGUGCUGUAUUACCUGCUGAGGUGGUCGUGUCAGUGUUGGCAUGGAUUCAGAGUGUACGUGAUGUCCGAGAUCUGGCAAACAGACCUGAAGGCAUAUGGGCAAUGGGCCGUUGUGACUGGAGCUACAUCAGGCAUCGGUCGAGCAUAUGCCGAAGAGCUUGCCAAGCGUGGAUUAGAUCUCGUUCUGAUCAGUCGCUCAGAGGAAAAGCUUCACCGUGUUGCCAAGGACAUAGAGUCUCAGUUCAGGCGUCAGACUUGUGUGAUUCAGGCAGACUUUACAGAGGGUCAUUCCAUCUACUCAGCCAUCACACAACAGCUGGAGGGCCUGGAGAUUGGAAUUCUGGUAAACAACGUAGGUAUGAACUAUACAGGAAUUCUGGCAAAUUUUCUGGAUGUUUCUGACCCAGAACAGAGAAUCACACAGGUGAUAAAUUGCAACAUACUCUCUGUCACUCAGAUGAGCAGACUGAUUUUGCCCGGCAUGGUUGAAAGAGGAAAAGGCCUCAUUAUAAACAUGUCAUCAGAGGCCGCCUCUCAACCCCAGCCAAUGCUCUCCUUAUAUUCUGCCACUAAGAUAUUUGUAACAUAUUUCUCUCGCUGUCUGAGUGCAGAAUACAGAUCACAUGGAAUCACUGUUCAAUGUGUUGCUCCGUUUGUGGUGUCUACUAAUAUGACCCAUAAUGUUCCUGUGAAUCCUCUGGUGAAAAGUGCUGCUUCUUUCGCUAGAGAUGCUCUAAACACUGUAGGUUACACAUCUUACACAAGUGGAUGUGUAACUCAUGCACUGCAGAACAUUGCUCUGUCCAUUUUAUUUCCGGACUGGCUGCGUCUCUCUUCCUUCUGUGUACAGCGGAUGGCGAAAUUGGCUCUCAACAUGGAACCGCAAAUUAGGGAGAGGAUGGCAAACAACAAACAGGACUGACCAAAUCACACUGUGAACGCACAGUCACCAGCUGGAGUGCCCUCUCAAAUCCACUAGAGGUCACUCCCCUCAUCACCCGGACUGGCAUUGCACACUACAUUUCCCAUAACCCAUUGCCCAGACUCAUUGAACACUGAUCAUUCUCACCUGUUUGUAAUAACCUAUGUAAAUAUAAGCCUGGUCUGUUAUCUCAAUCAUUGAAGUUUUGUUUGUGUUUGGGACCUUGGACUGCACUGAUUGUGUGAGCCUUUGCUGCCUGCAUCGACCAUUCCCUCUGACCCUGUUUCUGAUUGUUUGCUGCCUGCCCUGAACUCAUUGCCUGUUUUCACCUGUUCUCCUUUAAAUAAAGCUGCAUUUAGAUUCUUGAAGGUCCAGUGAAUGAAAUUUAGUGGCAUCUAGCAGUGAGGUGGCAAAUUGCAACCAAUGGCUCAUUCAACCUCCAUCCCUCCCUUUUAAAGAACUAUGGUGGCUGACACAGAACUAAGAUGUCGUCACGUUUUCGCUUCUUUGUGUUUAUGAAAUGCGAUCUGUACGGCAGCCGGACCUGUUAUGGCUAAUGUAGAAACAACAUGGGGAAUUCCAUGCAAGGGGAUCCGUGGUGUAUGUAGAUAGAAAUGGCUCAUUCUAAGGUAAUAAAAACAUAACUCUUCAUUAUGUAAGCUCUUUGUAUCUGAAGAUAGUUAGUUUUGUAUAUUAUAUUACAUUUCUGUCAAUAGAUCAUUUUACACGUAGCACCUUUAAUAUGUCUGAUGUUCAUAAAGCUUUUUAGGGUGUCAAUCCACAACUUUCCCCACCCAAUGAAUAUAUCAUUAACCUCAUUUUUAUAAGCUUCUCAGUUGUAACAUUAAUUGAUUGAAAUGAUGAAAAAACAUUUGGUUACUUUGACACUAGCUGUGCCAUAUAUCUGCUUUUGUUUACUUCUGCAUUCAGUUCCAAGAAAUGUAAAUAAAUAUAUUUCUAAAUAUAUUAA
Messenger RNA from Triplophysa dalaica, 2060 nucleotides. RefSeq names its product hydroxysteroid (20-beta) dehydrogenase 2 (gene hsd20b2). Bases 107 to 1090 code for a protein of 327 amino acids. The transcript is spliced from 11 exons. NCBI's taxonomy places the organism in Eukaryota, Metazoa, Chordata, Actinopteri, Cypriniformes, Nemacheilidae. Gene Ontology annotation, molecular function: oxidoreductase activity. The record is from RefSeq and is a predicted model, not a curated record. Gene Ontology annotation, cellular component: endoplasmic reticulum.